AUGCCAAUUAUGAAUUUACCUGGUAUGAUUUCACUUGCAGGUGGUUUACCAAACUCUCAAACAUUUCCAUUUCAAUCUAUUAAAGUUGAUUUAAAUAAUCAAACAAGCCUAGAAAUUGGAGGUAAAGAAUUAAGUGAUGGAUUACAAUAUCAUCCAAGUCAAGGUUUACCUUCACUCACACAAUAUAUGAGAAAACAUCAACAAGUAACUCAUCAAUUACCAUCCGAUGAAAACAAACAAUUGUGGGAUGUUAUUUGUACAAGUGGUUCUCAAGAUGGUUUAACAAAAGCCUUUGAAAUGUUUUUAAAUCCAUACAAUGUACAAUUACAAGGCUUGGAUCUUUUUAAUAAUAAUAAUAAUAAUAUUAAUAUUAAUAAUAAUAAUAAUGAACAAAAAGAAGAAAUGGAUAAAAUUCGUGAUGCAAUUAUCAUUGAAAGACCAACUUAUUCUGGAUCAUUGAGUACAUUAUUUACAUUAAAUCCAUUAAUGAUUCAAGUUGAUGUAGAUGCUCAUGGUAUUAUUCCUGAACAAAUGGAAGAAGCAAUUAUUGAAUUUAAAAAACAACAUCCAAAUAGUAUGAUUAAAUUCCUCUACACAAUUCCAAAUGGUCAAAAUCCAUCUGGUUGUUCACAAACUUUGGAAAGAAAGAAACAAAUUUAUGCAAUUUCACAAAAGUAUAAUUUCUUAAUUUUAGAAGAUGAUCCAUACUAUUAUUUGUCUUUAUAUGAUAUUAAUGAUAAGGAAAUGUCGUCAUCAAUUGAAAGAGUUCCUUCUUAUUUAAGUAUGGAUACAGAUGAUAGAGUUUUGAGAUUUGAUUCAUUUUCAAAGAUUUUAAGUAGUGGUAUUCGAUUGGGUUUUGUUACUGGUCCAGUUAAACUUAUUAAUCAAAUUGUUUUACAUAUUCAAUCUAGUAAUUUACAUAGUUGUGGUUUAUCACAAACUAUU
Molecule: messenger RNA, 945 nt
Organism: Naegleria gruberi
Lineage: Eukaryota; Heterolobosea; Eutetramitea; Acrasida; Naegleriidae
Exons: 1
Biological process (GO): biosynthetic process
Molecular function (GO): transaminase activity; pyridoxal phosphate binding
Source: RefSeq, a predicted model, not a curated record